Messenger RNA from Cylindrotheca closterium, 402 nucleotides. NCBI's taxonomy places the organism in Eukaryota, Bacillariophyta, Bacillariophyceae, Bacillariales, Bacillariaceae. The record is from the annotation of a GenBank genome assembly.
AUGGAUCUGAUGGAAAUUGACAAAGCUGGGGCACAUAAUGGCAAUGAUGCUAUUAUCCAAGCAAGACGCAACGACCUCAUAAACGAGUUCGAAGCCCUCAAUGAAAUUCACCAACAGACAUUUUGGUUUUAUUACCUACACAUCUUCACCGGCGGAGGUAUUGGUGGAGAUAUUGAGCUCUGUGGGUCCGUCUUUCGCUACAAAAUUACAGCAGCUUCGACAGAGAAAAUCUCCAAGCAAAAAUUCACCUACAGAGCAAAGAAGCUGAAACCACUUGUAUUGAAAUUUCAAGAAUAUAGUUUACGCCCAACAGGAGCUGUCCUGGUAUCAAUACAAAUUGGUUUAGAGCUUGGAACUGUGAAAUUUUGGGAUAUACCUGACUAUGAAGACGAGUACUUCUGA